Monopterus albus (swamp eel) is the source of this 6914-nucleotide messenger RNA. It is a transcript of the gene mindy2, whose product is annotated as MINDY lysine 48 deubiquitinase 2. Gene Ontology annotation, biological process: protein K48-linked deubiquitination. NCBI's taxonomy places the organism in Eukaryota, Metazoa, Chordata, Actinopteri, Synbranchiformes, Synbranchidae. The record is from RefSeq and is a predicted model, not a curated record. Bases 1098 to 3134 code for a protein of 678 amino acids. The transcript has 10 exons. Gene Ontology annotation, molecular function: cysteine-type deubiquitinase activity; K48-linked deubiquitinase activity; cysteine-type carboxypeptidase activity. Gene Ontology annotation, cellular component: cell periphery; cytosol.
CUCCUCUCUCCUUGGCAGUACUUCUGUGCUGUGGCUGUGGUACUGUCCUGAACAAUAUCACUACCAAUCACAUGCUUUAUUUUAUGUUAGGGUUAGCGUUAUGUUUGGGUCCCACAAUUCUAAUGAAGCAAGGUUUCUAAUGCAGACAGAUCUGUCUGUAUAAAGCUGUACCAGACAAUACUGCUUCUCUUCUGCUCAGUCAAGUAAUUGCUGGCACCCAGUGACUAUAAAGUGUUACUGCAUGGCUAUUGACCAGACCUGUCCACAAUAACCCUUUUACCUUAGGCUCAGUAGCCUAAAUUCGGGAAAAUAAAACAUCAGAACAGACAUAGGCCUAUUACAUAGUACAACAUAUUACAUAUCACGGGAGGUCUGGCUAUGCAAGAUUAUUAUGGCCCCACAAAUGCGCGUGCACUUGUACGCAAGACGGUCACGGCUACUGCAUGUUCUUUCAUUCUACAUUCAGGAGUCCUCGUUAAAAGGGGAACUAACAAUUUCAAAGGCUUGAAGAUGAUGCCAGCUACACACUCUACAAAGAUUUUAGCCUGUGCAGAAAUUCUGAAACGUUAAAUAGCUUGUAUACACAGUUUGACAGUGUGAUAAGUUAUUAAAUGUUUUCACAGCUCGUGAUAGCCCACAUGCUCUAGAAAUACAGAUCACCAGCCUGGGCUUUUUAUUCUGUAUUUUGCCACCUUGCUGAGGACAUGGAUACCCCAAACAGUCCUAACUGAAAAGCUGAAAGUGACCGUUUUAGUAGCAGGUUACAUACAUCAGUGGGAACUUUUCACAACAGAGGCUAUCUCUAAGAUACAUAAUGUGUAUUUUUGGGUGAGAAAUAUAACGUAUUCUUUAACGAUCCAUAAAAAUGCCAGCUACUACAGCCUAGUUAUUCAAAAAUGCUUUGCACACGGCUGGUUUAAAUAAGUACAAUGAGUGAUACAUUUAGAAUACGAGCGCACUCAAACGUACACCCGCCUGGCCAUAGCUUUUCUAGCGAUUCACUCUGAUGACGUCACUCCCAGAGUUGUCAUGGCGUCUUUAGGACCGAGGCUGCUGCUGCAAUUUAGCUAAAAUCUGUCGACAGUCUGUAUACCGAAAUGGAGAAAAAUGCAAACCUCCAUCCAGACACUGACGGGAGCUCUUUGUGUGCCACGAUUGCGGGAGAGAUGGACGAGGUUACAGCUGUCGGAGGAGUGAAAGGAGCAGCCGAGAAAUGCAAGAAUAGUGAGGCUCCUCUCAGUACUUUGGUUAACGUUAGUUGUAACAACGGCACCACAAACGCUAGUGCUCCCAGCGCCGGGGAGUCUGACGUGCCAGGAGUCAUCGAAGUGUUCUCCGUGCUGGAGGAUGGGAAGAAGGACGCCGAGGCGAGCGGACCGUGCUCGAGUUCUAGGGAUCAGAUCAGCAAUGGGAUGGGACAUGAUUUGGUCCUGGCUGCAGAUGAUAGCGAGGGUGGUGCCUCAAAGUUAACAAACAACAAACCCGACGGCCCGGCCUCGCAUCCCACUAAGGAGAGCACCGAUGUCCAGGCAGAGACUUUGACUUGUGGAGAAAGUGAACCGACAAAACUUGCGAAACCGACUCAUCUGUGUCCGGACAAUGUAAUCACAGCAGGUGUCAAAUUGGGGCUGUCCGGUGAUCACACCUUAUCGGAGGGAUUGCCGAGUGGGAGUGACCCCGAUCCCAGCCUUGGCGGGGAGUCCCGAAGCAUAGAUUCACUCGAGUCCUUCUCCAACCUCAACUCGUGCCCCAGUUCCGACCUGAACAGUGAGGGGCUGGAGGACAGAGGGCUGGCCCUGGCCGUGCAGAACGAGUACGAGGCAGAUGGGACAAAGGCUUCGUGGCCUAAGGACCGGGCCGGUCAGUCCAUAUAUCACAUCAAGUGGAUCAAGUGGAGGGAGGAGAAUACGCCGAUCAUCACCCAGAACGAGAACGGUCCCUGUCCACUACUGGCAAUCAUGAAUGUCCUGCUGCUUGCAUGGAAGGUUAAGAUGCCACCUAUGAUGGAAAUUAUAACUGCUGAGCAGCUGAUGGAGUAUCUUGGAGACUACAUUCUGGAAACCAAGCCUAAAGAGAUAUCAGAGGCUCAGCGGCUAAACUAUGAGCAGAACAUGAAUGAUGCAAUGGCCGUGUUGCACAAGCUGCAGACAGGUCUGGACGUCAAUGUGAAGUUCACAGGUGUGCGAGUCUUUGAGUACACCCCAGAAUGCAUUGUGUUUGAUCUGCUGGACAUCCCUCUUUACCAUGGCUGGCUGGUUGACCCUCAGAUGCAGGACAUUGUCAAGGCAGUGGGUAACUGCAGCUACAACCAGCUGGUGGAGAAGAUAAUAUCCUGCAAGCAGUCAGACAGCAGUGAGCUGGCAGGGGAAGGCAUCGUAGCAGAGCAGUUUCUGAGCAGCACAGCCACUCAGCUGACGUACCACGGCUUAUGUGAGCUCACAUCCACUGUACAGGAGGGAGAGCUCUGUGUCUUUUUCAGGAAUAACCACUUCAGCACCAUGAUCAAAUACAAGGGCCAGCUGUACCUCCUGGUUACAGACCAAGGUUUCCUGACGGAGGAGAAGGUCGUCUGGGAGAGUCUGCACAACGUUGAUGGGGACAGCAACUUCUGUGAUUCAGAGUUCCGGCUGCGACCUCCUUCUGAUCCAGAGACUGUGUACCGUGGCCAGCAGGAUCAGAUAGACCAGGACUAUUUGAUGGCGCUGUCACUGCAGCAGGAGCAGCAAAGCCAGGACCUGCAGUGGGAGCAACUCCCCGAGGGCAUCAGCGACCUAGAGCUGGCGAAAAAGCUUCAGGAGGAGGAGGACCGACGAGCCUCCCAGUACUACCAGGAGCAAGAGCAGGAGCAGGCGGCGGCAGCUGCUGCAGCAGCAGCACAGGCACAGAGCUCUCUAGUCCACAACAAGUCACAACCAGGAAAUGAAAACAAAAUAUCUCUCCUGCCAUGUACACAGGGCCAGCAAGAGCCUGCCGAGGGGGACAACGCAGACAGAGGAGGUGCAGGAGCGGGCGGAACAGCAGCUGGUGCUGGCAUGGCGGCCGCAGCCACGCUCAGCCCAGGAAAACAGUCCUCUAGCGGGGACCGCAAAGCUAAGAAAGAAUCGAAGGAUAAAGACAAAUGUGUUAUUUUGUAACAUAUAGCGCGUCUGUGCGAGUGUGUGUGCGAGUGUCUGGUGCAUUUGCUUAUCUGUGAGGAGGGGGACAGCAUUUGUUUCUCCAUGGACAGGACACACCACGGAGUCCCCACUUGAUGACAAACGAGACAAUUGAGAAGAGACACAACAAAACAAACAGAGGAUUUGCUGUUCCCAAACCACUGGUGCCUGCUAUCCUCUAACCUCAGUGGAACCUGGACAUCAGAGGAAUGGACACUGUAACAACAACAAUUAGCCCUUAUCGUUCAGAGAGUCAGACAACCUUUGUUCUAAGUUGCACAGUGCACUAUGUUUGUGAUGUGGGUCAAGUUUCUCUGGGGCGGUGUAUUUUAUAGCAAAAUACAUAAUCUGAAGAAGCAAAAUGUCACCCUCUCACCAUGUUAGUUCCAAAACAUUCAUUUUUCACUAUUGCAGCACAUGUACUUAUCAAUAUUUACAAAUCGCAUAUAGACAAACCCACUUUUGCUGCUUUGGUUGAGGUUUUUUUUAAUUUAGCUGUUGAUGCCAAGAUUCACAUUUUGUUUAACUAUCUUUUGGGAGAGGAUUUUAUUUUUUCUGUAAGAUGAGAGGGAUUUUCUCAUUGUUGUAAAUCAACGUAACACUAUUUGUGUCCCCUCUGAAAAACAUCAUGUACCUAAUGGUUAAUUUAUGCCAGAUAGCUGCCAGAUACUGUAGCUACAUCACAAUACUCAUCACAGCUUGCCCAGUCCAGAUUUGCCUUACCAGACUAUGGCAGUGUUGUAGUCUGCUCUGUUUGAAUGCGAAUGUGUGUUUGUUUUCAUGUGUAUGGUUAUGUACAGUCUACGUGUGCUAUCUGGUAUAAUGGCGUGUGGCAUACGUCUCAUUCACUGAGCAUCACUGAUGUAACAAGUUUCAGUUUGGAAAUAGCCAAAUCUUUUAUGCUGUACUAGUUACGCUACAAAUUUGAGACAUUUAAUGUCGUUCAUGUUGUGGAUCUAUUUCACAAAAACUAAGUUUUGGACAGUCAUAACGCUGCAGAUUCUAACUGGCAUAUUUUGUUUGAAUUGGAUGUUUCUGUGACACAACUAGCUUUUGGCAGAUGAGAUCUGUAUUAGAGUGCACCCAGUUUAGAGUGUAUGGUAGUUCUGAAAGAGAUACCACAGACUCUAGUGAUUUGCAUGUGACGUUCCUCUAAACACGGAGAAUUCAGUUUAUAUUUACAAACAUAUACUAUUUAUUUUCCCCACGCAUGAGAACAAAUUUCACACCUGUGGCAUCAAGAUAUACAACAUGAACUCCAUCUACAGUGAUGGGAUGUGUUUCAUGCUGUAUUUGGCUGUGUCGAGUACAUAUUUUUAUCCUUGUUCUCCCCAGAAGAAUCUCAGUCACCUUUAGCAGCUCCUUCUUAUUAGAAACAUGAAUAAAUUAACCCCUCUGUCAAAUUCAGAUGCAGGUAACUUGAUCUAUUUGUUGUUGAAAAUAAGUUCACACAGACUGAGCUGUCCUGGGGGGAAUAGGAUGUACAGUACAUUCUGAAUACUGCAGUUCUGUGGAAUGACCUUUUACUUGUGUGCAAAGACAUGAUGUACAUAUUUACCUAAUGCAUUCUUAUAAUGGAUUUAGCUAGUGGUCUGUGCCAUUAUUGUACCAUGGGUCUGCCUCCUGAGAAACCUUUCUAUCUAUACAUUCCAAUUGGAUGCCUUGACUUGAGCCUUCUCUUACAGACUGAGGGAGACUGUUGUCACAGGAAGUCUUUGUAGUGCUUGUAAAGCGGUCUCCAUUAUUUUGUUCAGUGAGAACAAAUUCACUGUCAGGACAGGAUGAUUACAUGGAGGCAGCAGGCUACCUACUGUGUGGGAACCUUUUCUUAUGGGCUUUGUGUGAUGGCUGGAGUUUGAGCUCUGUGUUUGUUUGGCCCUAACAAGGCUAUGUUUUGUAUAUAUAUAUAAGGCCUUACAACAUUUCAACAUAUUUUAUAGGUCAAAAGGAAAAAGGCGUACUAUCAGAAUGAGACAAUCCAUACAUUUUUUUCACACGAACAUCGGAAACAUUCUCUUAUUGAAGGGACAUGUCCUCGAGUGUCUUUUUCAAAUGGUAUGCUUUAUAAUGGCACAGUUCCUUGGCCUGUAGUCACUUUGUCUGUCACAACUUUAAGUAUCUGUGUAUGUAUACUCACAACUAUUUUGACACUUUGAAGGACUUAACACUAUAUUAUUUAAGAUCCUCAUUGUUGAGCUUCACACAAAAAAAAACAAUGAACUAAGCUGCUCCACUUGUAUUAACUUGGACUACCUGAUAAAAAAUAAAAACUUCCUUGGACAGGGUUGAGGAACAUUAACUAUUUAUACUUUUCAUUGACUCAUUAGCAGUUUUUUCCAUACAGCUUAAAUAAAUAACAUAUAAUCAUAAAGUAAAAGAUGGAAGGAGGUGGCUUUCUGGCAAUAUUGUGCUUUUUUUGUCUGUUUUUACCCAGUUUCACCUCAUUUACAGUGCGAGUCAGCCCAUCAAGCGCUGAUUAAACAUUCCAGUGGAAGCUUAAAAAAUGAAACUUCACUUAGGCCAGUUUGAACUAAUGUGAGAAUAUUCUAUGAUGGUUGGUGUUUGUAUUAGUGGGGGAAAAGCACAGAGUGACACAAGCCACAUUUUGUUCUUAUUAUUAUUUCAAGUUUAGUACUGCACAUUAGCUUGCUAUCCCUAGUCGCCAAAAUGUCAUACUUUUGAUGUAAUGUGUUUGUUUCACCCUAUUUCCUAUGAAGAAUUCAGAAGGCUAUUGUGUGAUCAAUGUCUCAAAUUGGUUUCUUGUAUGCCUUGUAAAAGUGAUAGUGGGAUAAAUGCUGUAAAAUGUUUGACAAGGUGGUUGUUGAACAGAUAACUGUUGUAACUGGUUACACUGAUAUGCACUAACAGAAGAGAAGCAUACCUCAUUUUAUACAGACUGCUAUUGUUCUUUGGUACCUUUUAAAAACAGAAUAAUGGCCAAAACAAUUAUUUCAACUUUAUAGUUAAUUUGUAAUAGUAUAAAAGGGCUUUUUACUAUUUUUGGCCUAAAAUGACAGAGUACAUUUAUUAAAAGGCAGUGCCACUUCAAUAGAACUUGCUGCAAUUUGAUAUAUUCAGGUUAGUGGUACACCUAUACCAGACAAAAGGCUACCAGUCCAUAGGCCGGAGAACUAGCACACAGUUCAGAUGUUGAGGAUGUGAUGAUUGCAACAGCAGCUAAAUGGGUGUCAUUAGGAUUGUGUAACAAAACUACGUGCAGUAGGCUGGUAGCAACUCAAUCAGCAAAAAAAAGGUGUAGGUCUGUCCCUAAUUCAGGUUGUUCUUUUUCCAGUCCAUCCUUUAACUGCACACACAACAAGGGUGAUGUGCCCAAACUUUAACAUAUGGAAGAGGCUGCUUCAUAAAGCUUGAGUGUCAUCAUCUAUGCAGCAGAGGAAAGUUUUCAUUCUUGUUGUAUGAAACACACAUCGAUCGAGGUCAAUUCAAAGGGAGAAGUUUCUUUAAUGCAAUUUCAAACUCCUAGAUUUUACUUUGUGUUGCAUGUAGUGUGGGCUGAAAAGGCAGGCAGAGUACAACUCUAUUAUUAACUACACCAAGAAUAUCAUUUCCACUGUAUGGCCCAUAGCUCCAGAUUUUAUAGGAAACACACACACACACACACACACACACACACACACACACACACAGAAGUAACAUGUUUGUGAAUGUGAGAGGUUACUCAUUUGUAUUGAUUUAAGUGUCCAUCUAGUUACAGAAAUGACCAAAUAAUGUAUGUAGCCUUUCACAUUACAGUCACAU